AUGGCUGCUAUCGAUGCUCUCCUUGAGGGAGAAGCUCAAGAAAUCGGCCAGCGUCAACCUUCAAUCCAGGAUCCUGAGGCGCUCAAGCGUCAUCUAGAGCAGCUUCUCCUCUCGCCUUCGCCAGACUUCUCACCGGAAUGGCUGAACCGUUUACAACAGCGAUGGGACUUCGAGGCCGACUACACAUCUCUAUACAAAGUUGCACCACCACAUACUCGAACACUAACCAGAUUUCAGCGUCAUGGAUUGGAGGGUCGCGUUACAGGCUACAAGAACGUUACAGUCCCUGCAAACAGUGCCACAGCCAAGAACUCGACCAGUCUUUCUAGAAAGCCUGCGAAUCGCGCCGACUUUGUGAGGGGUGCUGCCGGCUUCUUCCCGUUCGCGCCUGGUGGUCUUGAAGGUAUUGAAGCGACAGCAGCAUUCGAGGACUCAGUUCACACAGGGGGUAUCGCAGAGCCAGGCAGUACUGGGAACAAACUGGAACGAGUAAUACAACUCGGCGCCGAAGGUGGACUGUUGGAGAUUGCUCCUGGAAUGAGCCGAGGUAUCGACUUCGCGAAGAAAAAGACAAGUAUUAGCCAAGAGGAUGCGAAUGCUAUCAAGGAAGUGCUCGAGGAGGAACCCGAGGAAGCCAGGGUUGGCCCCAAGGGUGACGAUGAAGUUUCACCAGACACCGCUACGCCAGAGCCAAAUGCAGACUCCGGAGAGGAUGGGGAUGAUAUCGACGACAUCUUGCCGGUAGAAUUCCCUGCUCUGGAGCCCCAUGGAGUCCUCGCAGCUUCGAGUGCUCGCAAAGCUGGUCGUGAGUGGGCGCACAUGGUUGACAUCAAUCAUGACAUGUCCAAUUUCAGAGAGCUCGUACCUGAUAUGGCUAGAGAAUGGCCAUUUGAACUCGACACUUUUCAAAAGGAAGCGGUAUACCACCUGGAAAACGGCGAUUCGGUUUUUGUUGCAGCACAUACCUCAGCUGGCAAGACUGUCGUGGCAGAGUAUGCGAUUGCACUGGCUGCUAAGCAUAUGACGAAAGCAAUUUAUACCUCGCCGAUCAAAGCAUUGAGCAACCAAAAGUUCCGCGAUUUCCGACAAACGUUUGAUGAGGUGGGCAUCCUCACUGGUGAUGUUCAGAUCAACCCUGAAGCCAGCUGCCUGAUCAUGACGACGGAAAUUCUUCGAAGCAUGCUUUAUCGAGGAGCUGAUAUUAUUCGAGAUGUCGAGUUCGUCAUCUUUGAUGAAGUCCACUACGUCAACGACUUUGAACGAGGUGUUGUCUGGGAAGAAGUUAUCAUAAUGUUGCCCGAGCACGUGUCACUCAUCCUGCUGUCAGCGACUGUUCCGAACACUAAAGAAUUUGCCUCGUGGGUCGGACGGACGAAACAAAAGGAUAUCUACGUUAUCUCUACCCCAAAGAGACCUGUGCCUCUUGAACAUUACCUUUGGGCUGGGAAAGACAUCCAUAAGAUUGUGGAUUCGGAAAAGAAGUUCAUCGAAAAGGGUUGGAAAGAUGCACACUUUGCUAUUCAGGGAAGGGAUAAGCAAAAACCUGCAGAAACUACCGUUGCUACGCGUGGAGGUAACCCUCGUGGCAACCAACGCGGCGGUACUCAACGAGGAGGGCGAGGUGGGGGACAACAGCAAAGAGGAGGCAAUCAACAGCGUGGUCGCGGAGGUCCACCCCGUGCAAGUCAUGCGCCUGGUCAUAUGGGUCGUGGCGGCCGUGCAGGUGGUUUCACAUCUGUUGCGCAGGACAAGAACCUCUGGGUUCAUCUCGUUCAAUACCUCAAGAAGCAGACCCUGCUUCCAGCCUGUAUCUUCGUGUUUUCGAAGAAGCGAUGCGAAGAGAACGCUGAUGCCCUCAGUAACCAAGAUUUCUGCACAGCAUCCGAGAAAAGCCAUAUUCACAUGAUCAUCGAAAAGUCAGUCGCGCGGCUGAAACCAGAUGAUAGACAGCUUCCGCAGAUUGUCAGGCUAAGGGAACUGUUGAGCAGAGGCAUAGCUGUUCACCAUGGUGGACUGUUGCCCAUUGUCAAAGAAUUGGUCGAAAUCCUGUUUGCUCAGACACUGGUGAAAGUACUGUUUGCCACAGAAACGUUCGCUAUGGGCCUGAAUCUUCCUACACGCACAGUGGUCUUCUCGGGAUACCGCAAACACGACGGACAUUCAUUCCGGAAUUUGCUACCUGGAGAGUACACUCAAAUGGCUGGUCGAGCUGGUCGUCGUGGUUUGGACACUGUUGGAUCUGUCAUUAUCGUACCACCAGGGGGUCUCGACGAUGCACCUCCCGUUGCAGACCUGCGCAACAUGAUCUUGGGAGAGCCCUCAAAACUACGCUCGCAAUUCCGGUUGACAUACAACAUGAUCCUGAACCUCCUUCGAGUAGAAGCAUUGAAGAUUGAGGAGAUGAUCAAGCGCAGUUUCUCUGAACAUGCCACUCAGCAGUUGCUUCCCGAGCAUGAGAAGGAUGUGAAACUAGCACAAGCAGAUCUGGCCAAAGUCAAGCGGGACUCUUGUGAGAUAUGUGAUGUUUCAAUGGACGAAUGCCACCAAGCAUCUCAGGACUUCAAAAGGCUCACAUUCGACCUAUACAAGGGCCUAUUGGCCAUCCCUAUAGGACGAAGAAUGUUCUCCCAGCACCGCCUUGUGGUGUUUAAUUGGGAUGGUAUUCGCUCAGUUGGCAUUCUUCUGGCAGAUGGAAUUAGCAACAAGGGCACUUCGGAAGAUCCAACACUCCAUAUAUGCGCCAUUAAGUCCCUUCGAGACCGACGCGAUGCCACCGACCAGCUUCCAUUCGUUCCUACUUUCCGAAAAUACUUCCAUGAGCUCCCAAAGAGCAAGAAGCGAGUGCAAACUAAAACUCUUCAUGUCCCUCUGAGCGACGUAGAAUGCCUUACAAGAUGGGUAACAAAGGGCAUCGUCCCUGAGAUCUUCCAGGGUGGAGAUGGUUACCAUCAAGCGAAGGAUCGCCUCCAAGAACUAUGUGGCUCAUGGGAUGACAGAUUGGAAGAGCUUGAUUUGUCUCGAAUCAAGCAAUUACAACUUCAGGAGAUUGUAGAGACGAGGGUUGGCUUGAUUAAGACGAUAUCGGACUCACCUGCAGAGAAGUGCUCGGAGUUUUUGAAGCAUUUCGCUAUGUGUCACGAUGAGUGGCUCAUUAAGGAACAUAUCUCUCAGCUGAAGCAGUCGCUAUCGGACCAGAAUCUGCAACUUCUGCCCGAUUACGAGCAGCGAGUCCAAGUGCUUAAGGAGCUUGGCUUCAUUGAUGACGCCACUCGCAUUCAGCUCAAGGGCAAGGUUGCGUGUGAAGUCCAUUCCGGUGAUGAGUUGGUUCUCACUGAACUCAUUCUCGACAACGUUCUUGCCGACUACGAACCAGCCGAAAUUGCCGCCCUGUUGUCCGCUUUUGUGUUCCAAGAAAAGACCGACAUGGAACCGUCUUUAACUGGCAACCUCGAGCGUGGAAAAGAAACCAUUGUCUCUAUUUCCGAAAAGGUCAACGACGUACAAACUCGAUUGCAGGUGAUCCAAUCUGCUGAUGACUCCAACGAUUUCGUGUCUCGACCACGAUUCGGCCUCAUGGAAGUGGUGUACGAAUGGGCUCGGGGCAUGAGCUUUAAGAACAUCACCGGCUUGACCGACGUUCUGGAGGGUACUAUUGUGCGAACGAUUACACGACUAGACGAGACAUGUCGUGAGGUGAAGAAUGCAGCCAGAAUCGUGGGUGACCCAGAACUGUACCAGAAGAUGCAGCAGGCUCAGGAAAUGAUCAAGAGGGACAUCACAGCAGUGGCAAGUCUUUACAUGUAG
Molecule: messenger RNA, 3804 nt
Organism: Fusarium pseudograminearum CS3096
Lineage: Eukaryota; Fungi; Ascomycota; Sordariomycetes; Hypocreales; Nectriaceae
Exons: 2
Coding region: 1-3804 (1267 amino acids)
Biological process (GO): nuclear-transcribed mRNA catabolic process, 3'-5' exonucleolytic nonsense-mediated decay
Cellular component (GO): Ski complex
Molecular function (GO): RNA helicase activity; ATP binding; RNA binding
Source: RefSeq, a predicted model, not a curated record